AUCGCAGCACAGACGCUACGGGCUAUCACCGAAGCUCACUACCACUUAGCCGGCAUCUAGCAAACUUUACUAUCUUCGGCAACUAGCAUCGCGACCACCCUGAAACCAACAAACAAUACGACCAACCUCCAAGACCAAUCGUCAAUAUGCCUAUCGGCCAGCAGGAAAGCGGUGUAACUUCUGGCGUGAAGUUUGUCACGUCCACUGUAGGCAAUACGGUUGGCGGCGUUACAAACACCCUAGGAGGGGUUGUUGGCGCGGUUGGACGAGGCUUGGGGGAAACGGUGGAGGGUGCCACAGGCAGUGCCGGCCGGCCGGUUGCACGAGGCCUUGCCGAUGUAUCCACGAGCAUUGAGAAAGGUGCAAACGACGUAGCAGGAGGUGUCAAACGUGCUGGAGAGGGCAAAUAAGCUUCGAUAAAGUUGGACAAGAGUUGGAUUUGUUAGUGAAGACUGGGGCUGAUACCACGGCCUGUGUCCUGGCGUAUAGCGGGGGACGGGCAAGUGUACACACAGCCACCGAAUGCUAUUAGCAUGGGAUGUCGCCAAAUCCAUAGGCAUUGUGAUCAAGUAUAUGUCCAAGACGCGAUGCCGGAACAACUGCGCCGAAGAGAUCUCCGCUCAUAUCAUACAACGCCUAUGUGAAGCUUGCACUUUCGUGAUCCUCGAAAGAUACCGCGGC
This is a messenger RNA of Alternaria rosae, 681 nucleotides long. RefSeq lists its product as uncharacterized. The transcript is spliced from 3 exons. The record is from RefSeq and is a predicted model, not a curated record. Lineage: Eukaryota; Fungi; Ascomycota; Dothideomycetes; Pleosporales; Pleosporaceae. Bases 147 to 410 code for a protein of 87 amino acids.